Molecule: messenger RNA, 1395 nt
Organism: Aspergillus candidus
Lineage: Eukaryota; Fungi; Ascomycota; Eurotiomycetes; Eurotiales; Aspergillaceae
Product: lactoylglutathione lyase GLO1
Exons: 4
Coding region: 250-1167 (305 amino acids)
Molecular function (GO): metal ion binding; lactoylglutathione lyase activity
Source: RefSeq, a predicted model, not a curated record
AACUUGACCCCUCCUUUCGAUUCGAUUCUUCCUCUCCUCUAUCCCCAUGUUCGCCAAUCGCGCCUUUUCUUUUCUUCCUACCACUUCCUCCCUCAGGGCCCUCACCCCACGCCUCUCUAUCUUUCCAGCUACCAAUCGAACAAUCGCAACCAUGGCGACGGAAACUUCCAAGUAUAAGCUUAACCGUUAGUCGCUGUGUAUCCCCCGGGUGAUGACUGUUGUUCUGACAAUGGCUCGACAUCAGACACCAUGCUCCGGGUCAAGGACCCAAAGAAGUCCGUGGAAUUCUACAAGUUCCUGGGCCUCAGCCAGAUCCAGCAGCUCGACUUCCCCGAAAACAAGUUCUCCCUUUACUUCCUCGCGUACAAUGGCGCCCAAUCGCUGCAGGGCGACCGUCACUGGACAGACCGCAACGGCGUCUUGGAACUGACGCAUAACUACGGAACGGAGAAUGACCCCAACUACAGCGUGGCCAAUGGCAACACCGAGCCCCACCGUGGCUUUGGGCACAUUGCCGUCUCGGUCGAUAACAUCGAGGUCGCGUGCAAGAGGCUCGAGGACGCCGGCUACCCAUUCCAGAAGAAACUGACCGACGGUCGGAUGAAGAACAUUGCAUUUGCCAAGGACCCCGAUGGAUACUGGGUCGAGAUCAUCCGUCGCCACGACCAGGACGUCGGGACGGCGACCGACCCCAGCAGCUACCGGCUCAAUCACACGAUGCUCCGCGUCAAGUCCGCCGAGACCAGCCUGAAGUUCUACCAGGAGGUCAUGGGCAUGACGCUCCUGCGCACCAGCGAGAAUAAGGAUGCCGCUUUCAACCUCUACUUCCUGGGAUACCCCAACUCCAACCCCAAGCAGCAGGAGGGUGUCAGGAAUCCGGUCGCGGAGUGGGAAGGCCUCCUCGAACUGACCUGGAACUACGGUACGGAGAAGCAGGAGGGGAAGGUGUACCAUGACGGGAACAGCGAGCCGCAAGGCUUCGGACAUAUCUGUGUCUCGGUCGAUGAUCUCAACGCCGCCUGCGAGCGCUUCGAGUCGCAGAAUGUCAACUGGAAGAAGCGCCUGACCGACGGGCGCAUGAAGAACGUGGCGUUCGUGCUCGACCCCGAUGGAUACUGGAUUGAGGUGAUCCAGAACGAGACCCUGAAGCGCAGCAGUAACUGGUAAACGGGCUCCAAUAAUGCGUGUAGAUAGUUGUAGUUUCAUAGUAGCCCGACAGAUCUGUCAGAAUGUGGUCCACAUAAUUGUGUAAUAACAGUCGCUGUCUAUCCUUGACUGCACCAUCUACAAUGUGGUGGAUCGUACGAUCGGGGUUAACUUACUCCAAGGUAGUUCGUGUUCAUAGGAAGAUCGACGAAAAUAAAUAUCCCGGACGUGCAGCCACACGUGCAUCAA